GCAUGCGCCGCGCGACGCCCCCGCUGCCCGCCGAGCGAGGGGCCGCUGAGCAGGGCUGCAGCGCGCUUGCGCAAUAGCUGGACGCGGGCGUUUCUUUCCUCCCUUUUCGAAUUGGUAUUGAGAGGCGGAUCGGAGUUACAAAAUGGCGGCCUGGAGCGUGCUCGGCGCGGUUCCCCCAGCGGUCUCCGGCUGAGGGGACGGCUCCGCUCGCCGCCGAGCGCAGACAGACGAGCCCCUGGGGGACAUGGUGUGGGGGACUCCGGGCUUGCUGAUCUCCGAGUCCUUCCAGAAUCUCUGCGCCCCGGAAGCGGCCAGGUGCGCUCACCCGGCGACCGGCCGCCGCGACCUCGGACCUGCUCGCCGCCGCGCACCGGGCGCACCGGAGCUUCGCCGUGCCCGCCGCCCAGCGAGUUCCGCGGCAGCCGCCCCGGAGCUUCGGAAAGAUGGCCAAAAGAAUCGCUGAGAAGGAAUUGACCGAUAGGAAUUGGGAUCAAGAAGACGAAGCCGAAGAGGUGGGGACAUUCUCAGUGGCCAGUGAGGAAGUCCUGAAGAAUAGAGCCAUAAAGAAAGCAAAGCGUAGGAAUGUCGGAUGUGAAUCUGAUGGUGGAGGGGCCUUUAAAGGCUUUAAAGGGCUGGUUGCACCUUCUGGAGGAGGAGCGUUUUCGGGAUUCGGUGCUUGUGUUGGCGGGAAGCCUCUGGAAGGACUGUCCAAUGGGACCAGCAUGACUGGUGCCCCGCCCUUCUCCAGUGCGAGAGCUGCGGCCGAGACCAAGGUGGCCUUCGGAUCUAUCGCUGCAAACGGCCCCGCCUCCUUGGCUGAUGGUAAGGUUUCAAAUCCCAAAAGGAACGGUGACGGUCAGCAGUCCUCUGGGCUUGCCCCGAGCACCACCCCACAAGGGAGCGCCUACCACAAGCAGCUGGCGGCCUUGAACUGCUGCGUGCGGGACUGGAUCGUGAAGCACGUGGACGCCAACCCGCUGUGCGACCUGACGCCGGUCUUCAGAGACUACGAGAGCUACUUGGCGGGCAUCGAGCAGCAGCUGGGCGACAGUGGGAGCGGCGGCUCCGAAAGGAAAUCUAGCAAAAUGUCCCUCGACUCACAGGCUCCCUCCCUAUUUGGUUCAACAAAGUCACCGCCAGAGUCCACAUUUUUGUUUCAUGGGGAUAAGACUGAGGGCGCCGCUGAAAAGAAGACAGAGGCUGUGCCUGAGAAACAGGGGGGCCCAUCACUAGGAGCGACAAGUGCCUCGUUUAAUUUCGGCAAGAAAAUGGAUGGUUCUGUGUUGGGCUCCUUAAACUCUGGCCCCCUGGCUGGGUUUUCCUUUCCUUCUGGAAACUCCAGUUUAUUUGGCAAAGACAUUGCCCAGAGUGAGCCAGCUGCUUCACCCUUCUCCGCGACGGGGUUGGAGAGCCGGGCGGGUGGCGCCAGUGCUGGCUGCAAAGGUGGAGAGGAGGAAGAAAGCGACGAGCCGCCCAAAGUAGUGGUCACGGAGGUGAAAGAAGAGGAUGCUUUUUACUCCAAAAAGUGCAAACUUUUUUACAAGAAAGACAAUGAAUUUAAAGAGAAGGGUGUAGGAACUCUGCAUUUAAAACCUACAGCGAAUCAGAAGACACAGCUGUUAGUGCGGGCAGACACCAACUUAGGCAACAUCCUGCUGAACGUCCUGAUCCCGCCCAACAUGCCGUGCACGCGGACCGGGAAGAACAACGUGCUGAUCGUGUGCGUGCCCAACCCCCCGCUGGACGAGAAGAACGCCGCCGCCCCCGUGACCAUGCUGAUCCGGGUCAAAACCGGCGAGGACGCGGACGAGCUGCACCGAGUCCUCCUGGGGAAGAAGGACGACGCCUAGCCUCCCGCCCUCGCCCAGUCGGUUUCUUCUCCGGUGACAUUCUGAGGACGUUAGACAACUUAAACCUUUGUGAGCAAGAGUAAUAUGGCCAAUAAACCUUCAAUGUUUAGUGUUAA
Messenger RNA from Eptesicus fuscus (big brown bat), 1966 nucleotides. RefSeq names its product nucleoporin 50 (gene NUP50). The record is from RefSeq and is a predicted model, not a curated record. The transcript is spliced from 8 exons. Gene Ontology annotation, cellular component: nuclear pore. Bases 444 to 1850 code for a protein of 468 amino acids. Gene Ontology annotation, biological process: protein import into nucleus. NCBI's taxonomy places the organism in Eukaryota, Metazoa, Chordata, Mammalia, Chiroptera, Vespertilionidae.